AUGCAUUCCGUUCUGCUUUUCAGCGCGGACGUAGAGGAAGCUCUUCGUUCAUAGGUUAAAAAUACGGAGAAGGCCAAGGAAGAGGCUAUGAAACUGUUAAAGUCUGGUGCCAUUUCUUUUGGAAACGCUACUGAAAAGCAUGUCUUUAAGAGGAAAGCCAGGGAGUCGGACCUUUUGUCUGGCGAUGUAGAAGACACGUCAGGUCAACCAAAAAGCAAAAAAAUUAAUUUGUACGAAAACUUCGUCUAUGGUGAAAGGAUGCAGCCGGCCUCUUCGCAGCCUCCAACCAAGUUGCCGUCAGAGCCUUGUUCAAAUGAAACUAUAAACUCAACUGAUGUUAACCGCGGCCGAAAGUUCAGUCGUUCGCCUUUGAACCUCGACGAACAGACUAGUGAAACGCUAACAGCGAACAAAUCCUCUAGUAGUCACGCUCAAGAGUCCUCUUUUUUCUCCAAUCAAUCGUCUUUUAAAGAAGAUUCCUAUAAUCGCAGGCGAGGUGGCUCAACGAUAUACAUAAGCUGUCCUGACAUAUCAGAAUCCAUUAUUCGGCAAAUAUUAGAGCCCUAUGGACCCAUUCAACGUAUUAGGCUGGACGAACGGAAAAGCUACGCGUUUGUAACUCUCAGUUCUCCAGAGGAAGCAGAAAAAGCCCUUCAAUUGGACAGAACUAUGUUUGAUAACCGCCGCUUCCGCGUCAACUACGCACGCCGUCAAUUUAAGUUCUCCAGUGAAGGUGAAUUACCUCAUGGCGAUCGGUACCCACCUCCGCCACGUUCUUAUGGUUAG
Messenger RNA from Dibothriocephalus latus, 786 nucleotides. The record is from the annotation of a GenBank genome assembly. Lineage: Eukaryota; Metazoa; Platyhelminthes; Cestoda; Diphyllobothriidea; Diphyllobothriidae.